Molecule: messenger RNA, 318 nt
Organism: Nematocida homosporus
Lineage: Eukaryota; Fungi; Microsporidia
Exons: 1
Coding region: 1-318 (105 amino acids)
Biological process (GO): mitotic spindle assembly checkpoint signaling; attachment of mitotic spindle microtubules to kinetochore
Cellular component (GO): mitotic spindle; nuclear envelope; kinetochore
Source: RefSeq, a predicted model, not a curated record
AUGACAAGUAGAGAGUCUGAAUUAGCAGCUAGAUACAAGAAUCGAAUUCAAAACAUCGUUAAAAUCUUAGGAGAUAUCUUUGGGUAUGAAAUUACCAUCCAGGGAAACCGAAUUCUGUUACGGUCUCUCUUUGCCUUUGAUGAAGAGGAUAUUAUUACUUUGCUGAUAAGUGAAACAGGCAAGAUUGCAGUUGAGGGAAGUCCAUUCGUUAAGAAGAUGGACAAAGAGAAGAAUAUCUAUCUAGAUAAAGGAGGGUCUAUUUCUGCCUUCCUUUCAGCCAUUACUCUAACUCUCUUCGACCAAAAGACCUUCCAGUAA